AUUUCCGCAAAAAUGUUUCAUUGCUGGUUUAUCUUCACUUUAUAAAGCAUUUCCACUCUAUCUCUCUCUACCACCGUUUCCCCUGGUUUGCUUACUCCACCUGUAAAUCUUGAUACAUCGCCACCCUCAUAGACCCAUUUUCUCUAUCUUCUACCACCAUAGAAGUCUUCUAACCAUCAGUUGUAGGUAUUUAUAAGAAAAAUCUCAUCCCUUUCUCCUCUCAUACUCUUAUUUCACAACUAAAUUUUUUUGUUUUGGUUAUUCAACUUGAAAUAACUUGAAAUCGAUCGUCUUUUGUUCUCUGCAUCUCUGCCAUCCCGACAAAGCACAUAGCUACAGAGCCCUCAAAAUUUAUUCUCCGCCGUUUGAAACCCUAAGGCAUCGUUUCCACCAUGAUAAACACACCACCACCAUCGCACCUCUUCCUCCAUCUACCUCUCUCUCGAACACCAUUGCACCAUCGCGAUUUUGAGUUUUGUUGUUCUGAUCUGGGACCCUCACAGGCUUCGCCUUCUUCACCAAUCACAACCAUGACUACAUAUCUGGUACCGUCCCUUUAGCCGAUUGAAUCAGUCAGCAGGAGAUACAAUCUAUAAGGCAUUUCCUCUCUCUGUACUAUUAAGAUGGCGUUUCCUUCAACAACUCAUCAUCACCAUCUCUCUCUAAAAAACCCUAAAAUCCAUCACCACCCUGCCAUCCCUCAUAUUCUCUAAAAAUAAAUCACCAUAAACACUAGAUGACUUCACCUUCUCCACUACCAAGUACCCCUACUGCUUCAACUAUUUCAAAGUCUUCCAACCACUAUAUCCUUAAAUUCCUUCAAUGUGCAGAUGGUUUCAAUUUGAGGUUAGAUUGAAGCCUUUGAAGCCCACCGACCACCUUCUGCUUUGUUUAUCGUCGUUGUUGCUUCAACUGCCACUAUCUUCUCCUUUUUCUCAUCAAGCUCAAUGCAUUGUCAUUAUUGUUGUUGCUUUGGAUUUAGUUUCAAACAAAAAAGAUAUUAAGGUGAUUGUCUAUACUAAAUUUGACAUGUUUUACUGAGAAAGGCUCUCCCAAGACAUCAAAAAUAGAUUGUCUUUACCAAAUUUGACAUGUACAUCUCUUAUUUGUAAAGGUUUCUUGUAACUAAGUUGGUUGACUUCACACAAAAUAAUUAUAUAAACCAAGCUAGCUGUGAGUUAGCAAAUACAAAGUUAUAACAAUAAAAGAGAAAACAAAACAAGCUAAGGAGCAAAACAAAGCUACCAAAAGCAAACAACUCGGUAGAUGCGCUCCAACAGAAACCAAAUGCCAAACAUAGCAAUGAACUUAUGCAAUGGUAAAAUACUCAACGCCAACAAGCAAGAAGAAAACCAACAAAUGAAAACAAAAGAAGGAACCAACAUGGCCAAACUAGACCACUCCAAUAAACCCAACACCAGUAAACUAACCCACCCAUCAACCCACAAGAUGCAGGGGUAAAGUCGUCCAAACUCCAAACCAAACACUCUAAAACAAUUAGGUUGUAACGUGUAGAUCAAUACUUGAAUAAUGGAUAUUCUUCAUUCAUAAGGAAACUAAAACCAAACAUUUAAGGGUAUAAUGGUCAAAAUUAGUAAAACUCUCCCACCAACCAAUCUUGAAUCAUAAAGCACCAGAUCAAGCAUAAACAGAAGAAAUCUUGAUGAAACCUUCAGAUGAAUGCACUAAACAUCGACCUGAAAAAGCUUUACAAGGGUAAGAUGGUCAUAGUAGUGGAAAAAGCUUCUACCAAAUCAACUCCACACUAGGAACAAUCAUAUAUGGGUAAUCUGGUCCAAGAGUCCAAAAUCAAUAUAUAAAUCAUUUGUUGCAUUUACUUUUCUGUUAAAUAUUGCAGAACCAUAUUUAUGUAUAUUGUAGAACCAUAGCCAAUUCCCCAAAUUUACUCAUUUUUUGCAUUUACACAUUUGUUAUGUUUUUUUCUUGUAGUUGAAGUGGUCGCAUGAUGCACGUGGGCUUAAUCUGUACCAAAGAAGUGACUAAGUGAUAGGAAACAUAAUAGACAUAUGGCCAUAGUCAUACACAUACUUUUGUUAUCAUCAUACACAUACUUUGCUAUCAUCCCU
This is a messenger RNA of Lactuca virosa, 2087 nucleotides long. NCBI's taxonomy places the organism in Eukaryota, Viridiplantae, Streptophyta, Magnoliopsida, Asterales, Asteraceae. The record is from the annotation of a GenBank genome assembly.